Drosophila sechellia is the source of this 1504-nucleotide messenger RNA. RefSeq lists its product as uncharacterized. Lineage: Eukaryota; Metazoa; Arthropoda; Insecta; Diptera; Drosophilidae. The record is from RefSeq and is a predicted model, not a curated record. Bases 77 to 1372 code for a protein of 431 amino acids. The transcript has 2 exons.
AAAGUAGGCUGAGCUUGUCUACUUGUGCGAAGUUUCAUUCCGCACUGUAGGAGCAUAGAAUUACGAAUCAUUAAUCAUGACUAGAUAUUCACUUGAAAAACCAGACCUUGCUUCAACUUCCCGUUCCUCGAAGAACAGGAACAUAAAACCGGCCUAUGAGGUAUGGCAGGGCUUGGAACGCAAGGAUUGUGACUCCUCAAAAGUGUCAAGGAGUAGGGGAGAACGUUCUGGAUCUGUUCAACGCAGAGCCCCAAUCAGAAGUGAUCAUCAGCAACGUAAGCGAAACGGGUCAUCGGACACAAAUGGCAAGAAUCACAAACGGCUAAGGGAUACAGAUGAGUCUCAGUCUAUUUCGGCCUGGAAGUACAAUGAGUUGAUCCAGGACAACCUGACAAUGGCCCUGGUAGACGAGUUCCACCCAGACGGCUGCUUGCUCUUCGAAAAUUGGUGUCAGAUCGAGGCGAAGCUGGCGCGCAUAGUGGCGGAUAGACGGGCGGCGGUGCCGCUAGGACCCCACCCGUUGCUUGACUCCUCCCUUGUUAUCCGGGGCCACCGGGUGAUCAGGUGCGAGGACGGCUUCUCCAAGAUCUUCCUAGAGGAUUGCAUUAAGCAAUUAGCCGAUGCAUGGGAUGGCCUACGCAUCAAGCUUGUCCACGCCAGCGAAAUACCCAGUCCAAGUCAAGCGGUCCCGGGGGUGGUUCAGGAUCAGGGAGUUAAGGAUUUGGAACCACCAGGCGGACAGCAUGCGGAAAACGCUAAGGCUAUCACACAAAAUAAGUUAGCUCCUCAGGCGCAAUUUAAUGGGGUCCAGCAGACAGAGGUGAACUCAUUCGGCUGGAUAAUACCUCGAGGUGCUCAAUUCUCCUACGCUGCGGUCUUAAAAAUUAAGAACGGAUUUCUGAAGAAGUCGAAAGGUCAGAACGUUCAGUUUGUGGUGAAUGACGGGGGGAAAUCUUGGAGGGUGACCGUCGGAAAAGACUUUCGUGUACGCAUUACUCAGGACAUACCCGUGCAAACUGAGGUAGCGGGAGGUAAAGUGGCCGAUGCUUCCGCCGUGCGGGAGACUGCAGAGAAAACGCUGCAGACGGAGGACCUUAACCAGAAGGAAAAUGUGGAGCAGGCGGAUAAGAUGGAUCCGAGCGCUUGGGUGUUACCCCAAGGAGCUGAGCUGUCCAACAAAGGGAUUCUGCUCAUCCAGAAGCAUUUGCAAAAACCGACGAGCAAAGGUCGAUUCUUGUUUAGGGAUGGCAACAAAACGUGGAAAAUCUUGCACUACGAUAAUCAAUCAGUUCGAAUCGUUCCACACAGUAAAAAAGUACAAAAUGCGAAAGACAUCAACAAAAAAUAUCAUAAAAAAGGACAGAGGAUGUAGGAUGAACAUAAGAUCACAUUUAGCUCUUAUAUAAUGUCGAAGUCGUUUUGUUCAUCAAGUACGUAAGAGCUAUUCCUGUUUGUACAAAAGAAAAUGCAUUUUAUGAAAUCAAUAAACAAUUGAAGAAACGAA